AUGAAGAAACCCAAGAGAGCUUCAAUUUUCAAAAACUUCAUACUAAACACCUCUUUCCACGGUUACAGGUUCAUUGCCGAAGAAGGGCGACAUUGGACAGAAAGGUUGUUCUGGUUCGUUUGUGUCACUUUGAGCUGGAUUGCAGCCAGUCUGUUGAUCUUAUCUGCCUACGAUGAUUUCUUGCACAAUGCGAUCAGCUUCGUAGUCGAUACGAAUUUUCUCGAUUGGGACACCAAUUUCCCUUCGAUAGUUAUCUGCGAGACGAACAACGACGAAAAUAUCGCGAAUGUGACCGAUAGAAUAUUCGGGGAUCCUCACGAUUACAACUUGGACGAGUUCGUGAAGGAGCUGGUGUUUUACAAAGGGCUCAAUUUGUACAGUCUCCAAGUGUGCGGGCCCCAAUUGGGGGAUUCGAGAGAUAAAAAUUGCUUCGUCAAGAACUUUAGUUUCUACCAACAUGAGGUGAAAAGUGCUUGUUCGGAUAUCUUCCGCGAUUGCAAAUGGAACAGCGUUAGUUUCGACUGUUGCGCCUAUUUCAGGGAAAUUGAUACUGAAUUGGGCAAGUGUUUCGCCUUAAAUUCGAUGCAAGUGAGAGAAAAAAAUCCGGUGUUCUAUAAAAUGAUCUCCAAUAAAGUAACCGGUCCUGGAAAGUUAGUGCUCGAAAUCAACGGAAUUGUGAACUUGUACACCCUAGGCCCUUUAGAAAUCCCAUCUUUAUCUACUCUAGCUAAAGAUAUCAUCGAACUUGCGCCUCACGUUCAUUUCAAGCGAUUUUUCGCAAUAAAAGAAAUCCACAAUCAACCCGAAGUUCAAUACGUUAGCGUAGAACAAAGAAAAUGCCGUUUCCCGAUGGAAAACGACCUGGAUGUUUACCCGCAUUACAGCUACAGCGCUUGCUGUGCUCAAUGCAGGAAACAGGCUCAGUUACAAAUGUGCCGCUGCAUUCACCAUCUUAUGCCAAAUACAGCUGCGGAAUAUCACUGCAAUUUGGACGGGUUAGAUUGCUUGAAUCGACAUUACAGCGAAAUUUCGAUUCUUAAAGCUUCUUGGUCGAAGAGGGAAGGUUUAGUGUGCGGUUGUCUGCCUAGUUGCAACGAAAUCGAGCUGGCUCUUAUAAGAGACGAUAAAAGAGGCAUGGAUGAGGAUUUUGCGAUGGUGGAGCUUAUUCUGGAAAGGCUACCUACGGAGAGGUUCAAACGGAACGUUGUUAGGGGAAAAUUGGAUUUAGUGGGUAAAUAA
This is a messenger RNA of Phyllotreta striolata, 1239 nucleotides long. NCBI's taxonomy places the organism in Eukaryota, Metazoa, Arthropoda, Insecta, Coleoptera, Chrysomelidae. The record is from the annotation of a GenBank genome assembly.